Messenger RNA from Lathyrus oleraceus (garden pea), 1635 nucleotides. RefSeq lists its product as uncharacterized. The record is from RefSeq and is a predicted model, not a curated record. The coding region runs from base 1 to 1635 and encodes 544 amino acids. NCBI's taxonomy places the organism in Eukaryota, Viridiplantae, Streptophyta, Magnoliopsida, Fabales, Fabaceae. The transcript has 4 exons.
AUGGAAAGGAUUUUUCAGAUAGUGCAUUAUAGCGAAGAGAAUAAGGUUGUGUUUGCUUCUCACAUGAUGAAGGGUCCGGGUGUGAGAUGGUGGGAGAGUGCUUCGACUCUUAUGACCAAUCAAGGAAUACCUAGGGAUUGGGAGAAUUUUAAUACUAUUUUCCUGGAUAAGUAUUUUCCUAGUUCUUUGAGGAUUCAUAAAGAGUUUGAGUUUCAUCAGCUUAGACAGGGUACUAUGUCAGUAGCUGCGUAUGCUGAGAAGUUCAAAGAUAUGGCUUCUUAUUCUAGACAAGUCGCAUACGCACCUAAUGAGAGGUGGAAGAUUGAUCAGUUUCUUUUUGAUCUAAGGGGUGAAAUUUCUCAUAGUAUAUCUCAAAGGGAACUCACUUCUUAUGUUGAAUUGUUAAGGCAAUGCUAUGUAACUGAGAACAGUUUGAAGAAAGUUCAAGAGGAAAUGGAUCAGUAUAGGAGUGGACAGAGAGACCAAGGGAGGCCAGGUAGCCAGUUUAGGCCUAGGUCUCAGGCUUUUAAAGGAAAACAGUGCAUGAAGCGUCUUGGCUUGCAAGCAAUUCCCUUGUCUUCUCCUAUGAUGGUUACUACCACCAUGGAUGAUGUGGUUGAUGUGGUUUUGGGGAUGGAUUGGCUUUCCGCCAAUUCAGUGUUUAUUGGAUGUGAAGAGAAGUUGAUUAUCAUUCCAUCUAGUGAAACUACUCCAAAGGAUGUACUAACUACUAUCUUGGAAGGUACAGUUGGCAUGGUUAAUUUCUUAUUUGAGAAUGAAAAGUCAGUUCUCUUGGUUCUUACCAAGGAAUCUAGCGAUAAUCUGAGUGUUACACAAAUCCCUGUUGUUUGUGAAUUUUCGGAAGUUUUUCCUGAGGAUGUCACCUCUCUUCCUCCUGAAAGGCAAGUGGAAUUCUCUAUUCAUCUGAUACAUGGGACGGCUCCAAUCUCCGUUCCUCCGUAUCGCAUGGAACCACUCAAGUUGAGAGAGUUGAAGAAUAAAUUGAAAGAGUUAUUAACCAACCAUUUUAUCCGACCUAAUGUCUCACCAUGGGGAGCUCCAUCUCGUACUCCUCAAGAGCACGGAGAACACCUAAGGAUUGUUCUAUCAGUACUGCAAGAGAAACAACUUUUUUCCAAGUUAAGCAAGUGUGAAUUUUGGAUGAACGAAGUGAAGUUUCUUGGUCAUGUAAUAUCACAAGGAGGAGUAUCAGUGGAUCCAUCUAAAAUUGAAGCAGUUAUUAAUUGGGAAAGACUAGAGAAUGUUUCCGAAGUCAGAAGUUUCUUAGGUUUGGCAGGUUACUAUCAAAGGUUUAUAAAGGGAUUUUCACCGAUAGCAUUACCCAUGACUAGACUUACCCGAAAGGAAAUUUCUUUCAAAUGGGAUUCAAAGUGUGAGAAGAGUUUUAUGAGUUUGAAGGAGAAGCUAACGACUGCUCCUGUUUUAGUCAUCCCUGAUCCUAGUAAGUCUUAUGAAGUAUUUUAUGAUGCCUCUAAGACAGGAUUAGGAGGGGUGUUAAUGCAGAAUGGUCAGGUUGUAGCCUAUGCCUCUCGUCAGUUGAAACCUCAUGAAGAGAACUACCUGACUCAUGAUCAUGAACUAGCUACUGUUGUUUUUACAUUGAAAGUUUGGUGA